AUGAGUAACGGGUCCAGUAGAAGUGAUGGCUUUAGGCCGAAAAUACAAUCAACUUCAACCCAAUUUAAGGCCCAUUUGAGCCCAAACUUGGACACCAAGGGCGGCGGCGGACGGUCGAUAGGAUUGGACAAACGGACGGCGGAGAACGCUCUGCGAAACCCUAAGGUCACCGCGAAUCUCACCAAGGUCAUCCACGAGGCGGAUGUGCAAAAUGGAUGCGAUAAGACUGUUGGAAAUCUUCUAUACAUGGUUGCUACAAAGUUUCCAGCUAAUGCUUUGAAUCAUCGGGUUUUUCUACUCAAAUACAUUGUCUCUUCACAGGUAAAAAAUGCUGCCCAGUUGGAUGCAGCAUUAUCAUUCCUUUCAAACAUUGGGCCUGAAAGUUUCAACGAGAAUGAGUUUGAAGAAGCUUGCGGUGUCGGAGUUGAAGUUUCCCUAGACGAAAUUCAUUCUUCGGUUACUGCUGUUCUCAAAGAGAAUAUGGAUGCCAUUCUAGAUCUGCGCUACCAUUUCAAUGUUGGCAACUUAUGCGGACAAGUAAGGAAGCAACAUCCCUGGGCUGAUGCUAAAAUCGUGAAGGAAGUAAUUGAUGAAAGGCUUCGAAGUAUACUUGGCGAGAGGACUGCAGAAGAUGAUAAAAAGCCUUUGAAAAAGAAGAAAGAGAAACCUGUAAAAGUUGAGGAAAAGAAAGUCUCUACAGCAGCUUCGACAACGCCUCCUGAAGAGGAGUUAAAUCCUUUCUCUAUAUUUCCUCAGCCUGAGGAAAACUCAAAGGUACAUACAGAGAUAUUCUUUAGUGACGGCAGCAUAUGGCGAGCUCAUAACACAAAGGAAAAGUUAGAGAAACAUCUUAAGUCAACUGGUGGUAAAGUUUUAACUCGGUUCCCUCCUGAACCAAAUGGGUAUCUACAUAUAGGCCAUGCCAAGGCCAUGUUUAUCAAUUUUGGUCUUGCAAAGGAUAGGGCUGGAUCAUGUUAUUUGAGGUUUGAUGAUACUAACCCUGAAGCUGAGAAACAGGAAUACAUAGAGCAUAUCCAAGAAAUAGUACAGUGGAUGGGCUGGCAGCCAUUCAAGGUUACCUAUACCAGUGAUUAUUUUGAAGAUCUCUACAAUCUUGCAGUUGAACUGAUAAGGAAAGGUCGAGCUUAUGUUGAUCACCAGAGCCCAGAGGAAGUCAAGGAGUUUAGGGAAAAGAAGAUGAACAGCCCAUGGAGAGAUCGACCCGUUGAAGAAUCAUUACAGCUGUUUGAAGAGAUGAAAAGAGGAAUGAUUGAAGAGGGAAGAGCUACUCUUAGACUGAAACAAGAUAUGCAAAGUGAUAAUAAAAAUAUGUAUGACUUGAUAGCUUAUCGUAUAAAGUUCACUCCCCACCCUCAUGCUGGUGACAAAUGGUGUAUAUAUCCAAGUUAUGAUUAUGCUCAUUGCAUAGUGGAUUCUCUUGAAAACGUCACACAUUCGCUUUGCACUCUUGAGUUUGAGAUUCGUCGUCCUUCAUAUUACUGGCUACUGGAAGCUCUAGGACUUUAUGAGCCUUAUGUUUGGGAGUACUCAAGGUUAAAUAUUUCAAACACAGUGAUGUCUAAACGUAAGUUAAAUAGGCUAGUCACGGAGAAGUGGGUAGAUGGCUGGGAUGACCCACGCCUAAUGACACUAGCUGGGUUAAGGCGUCGUGGUGUGUCUUCAACUUCUAUUAAUGCUUUCAUUCGAGGAAUCGGAAUUACAAGAAGUGAUAAUAGCCUGAUACAGGUAAAUCGCCUUGAAUAUCACAUAAGGGAAGAGCUUAACAAAACUGCUUCUCGAACUAUGGUUGUGUUAAAUCCUCUUAAGGUUGUAAUUACAAAUCUUAAUUGUGGAUCAACAAUGUAUCUUGAUGCAAAGAUGUGGCCCGAUGCUCCAGCAGAUGACCCAUCAUCAUUCUACAAGGUUCCUUUCACAAAUGUCGUGUACAUUGAACGUACAGAUUUUCGUCUCAAGGAUUCAAAAGAUUACUAUGGUCUUGCCCCGGGUAAAUCUGUACUGCUCAGAUACGCUUAUCCGAUAACAUGCACAGAAGUUAUAUAUGGUAAUGACAAGGAGACUGUAGUUGAGAUAAGGGCAGAGUAUGAUUCUUCAAAGAAAUCUAAGCCCAAGGGUGUGCUUCAUUGGGUUGCUCAACCUUCACCUGGGGUUGAUCCUCUGAAGGUGGAAGUAAGAUUGUUUGAGAACUUAUUCCUUUCUGAGAAUCCUGCUGAGCUAGAAGACUGGCUUGCUGAUCUUAAUCCGAGAUCGAAGGAGGUGAUAUCAGAAGCAUAUGCUGUGCCUUCUCUUGGUAGUGCUACUACUGGCGACAGAUUUCAGUUUGAGAGACUUGGGUAUUUUGCUGUUGAUCCAGAUUCUACCCCCGAGAAACUCGUCUUCAAUAGAACCGUUACUCUCCGCGACUCCUAUUCCAAGGGUGGAAACAAAUAAGAUGCAGAUUCUUAUAUAAGCCGGUGCGGUUCUGAUAUAACCAUUUGCAACCAUAGCUUAAGCAAAUAUGUUACGUUUAUCAUGGGAUACUAGUGACUUCACAGAAGUGAUGAUUUUGCAGAAAGAAAGUCUGUAUCUCUCUUUUCUAUCGGGGGCUGAGUUUGCUGAGUCGUAUUGUCUUCUCGAUAAAAUUGUCUCUUAUUAUUGCACCUUAUUGUUUUAAGAAAUGAGCGUAUCCUUAUAACUGAUUCAGAGUAUGGCGAUGAUGUAUACGUGUUUUCUUCUGGUAUAAUGGCUUAAAAUAUACUACACAACCUUUGAUCA
Asparagus officinalis (garden asparagus) is the source of this 2772-nucleotide messenger RNA. RefSeq names its product glutamine--tRNA ligase. Gene Ontology annotation, cellular component: cytoplasm; cytosol. Bases 1 to 2448 code for a protein of 815 amino acids. Gene Ontology annotation, molecular function: ATP binding; glutamine-tRNA ligase activity. The record is from RefSeq and is a predicted model, not a curated record. The transcript is spliced from 24 exons. Gene Ontology annotation, biological process: glutaminyl-tRNA aminoacylation; translation. NCBI's taxonomy places the organism in Eukaryota, Viridiplantae, Streptophyta, Magnoliopsida, Asparagales, Asparagaceae.